AUGAGUAAGGUAAUCAUUAUCGGCUCUGUAGCUACUUUGGCGUUUGUGAUCGUUUCCCUUAUCACCAUGGGUCUGGUGCUAAAGGAGAUAGCAGAAGUGCAGCUGGAAAUGCAGCUUGACAUGGAUGAGUUCAAUGGAAUCGCUGAUGACGCUUGGAGUCGCAUACUUUCGAAGAGGAUUGGUUCAACAGGAAGAUCAGAAGCUGCGCCAAAUUUUAUCACGGUGGUCAAGCGACAGCCACGUGCUGGAGGUUUCCCAGAUCAAUGCAAUUGCGGAGCCAGAUCUGCGAAGUGCCCUCCGGGCCCACCUGGACCACCCGGACCUCCAGGACUUCCGGGAGAACCCGGCCGCGACGGUGACGACGGUCGUCCUGGAGCUCCAGGCAUAGCCCUCGCGAUAACACAUGACAUACCCGGU
Messenger RNA from Cylicostephanus goldi, 417 nucleotides. Lineage: Eukaryota; Metazoa; Nematoda; Chromadorea; Rhabditida; Strongylidae. The record is from the annotation of a GenBank genome assembly.